Trichechus manatus latirostris (Florida manatee) is the source of this 2292-nucleotide messenger RNA. Its product is annotated as potassium-transporting ATPase alpha chain 2-like. NCBI's taxonomy places the organism in Eukaryota, Metazoa, Chordata, Mammalia, Sirenia, Trichechidae. Gene Ontology annotation, cellular component: plasma membrane. Gene Ontology annotation, biological process: intracellular sodium ion homeostasis; potassium ion import across plasma membrane; proton transmembrane transport. The record is from RefSeq and is a predicted model, not a curated record. Gene Ontology annotation, molecular function: ATP binding; P-type sodium:potassium-exchanging transporter activity; ATP hydrolysis activity.
AUGGCUCGAAUGCCGGGUUUGCCAGGUUCGCUCUCGCUAAGUCCCCGCGGGGUCCGCGCCUCAGCUGACCUCGCUCGCCGCCCGGACCGCCCUAAGCGCCCCAGGCCCUGCGCGCCCCGCCGAACUCCGCGCCUUGGAGUCGUCCGGCCUCUCGCCACCUCGCCUAGAUCAGCACCCCAUCCUCGGCAUCAUGGGCAAGAGAGCCCCUUACUGGAGGAGGCUCAGCACCUCUUCAGAAAAUCCAUUUGGGGCCAAUAUUGCACCCUGUUUCUCUUUCAGAAAACACCAAGAAUUUACUCUGUGGAGCUCAGUGGAACAAAAGACAUCAAGAAAAUAGACAAAGGAGAUGGCAAGGAGAAGUACAGGGGCCUGAAGAACAAGCAUUCGAACUGCAAUAAGAAUCACCAGAUACAGGAGAUUAAGGAAGAACUUGAUCUGGAUGCCCAUAAACUCAGCAUUGUGGACUUGGAAAAGAAAUAUGGAACAAACAUCAUUACAGGUCUCUCCAGUGCAAGAGCUGCAGAGCUCCUGGCUCAGGACGGGCCCAAUGCUCUCAGCCCUCCCAAGGAGACCCCAGAGAUUGUCAAGUUCCUCAAACAGAUGGUGGGGGGCUUCUCCAUUCUCCUGUGGAUGGGAGUCAUCCUGAGCUGGAUCACAUAUGGGAUUGAGUACUCCAAAGAUCCUUCCACACCCCUAGAUGACGUGUAUUUGGGUGCUGUGCUUGCCCCGGUUGUUAUUUUAACAGGCACGUUUGCUUAUUACCAAGAGGCAAAAAGCACCAACAUCAUAGCCAGCUUCAGUAAAAUGAUUCCUCAGCAAGCUCUUGUCAUCCGAGAUGCAGAGAAGAAGACAAUCCCUUCAGAGCAGCUGGUAGUAGGGGACAUAGUGGAGAUUAAAGGAGGAGACCAGAUUCCUGCAGACAUCAGAUUGCUGUCUUCUCAGGGAUGCAAGGUGGAUAACUCGUCUCUCACUGGGGAAUCUGAGCCCCAGUCCCGAUCCUGUGACUUCACUGAUGACAAUCCCCUGGAAACAAAGAACAUUGGCUUCUAUUCUACAACCUGUCUGGAAGGCACAGCAACUGGCAUGGUCAUCAACACAGGUGACCGCACAGUCAUUGGACAAAUUGCCUCACUGGCUUCAGGAGUUGGAAAUGAGAAGACACCCAUUGCCAUUGAGAUCGAGCAUUUUGUUCAUAUUGUGGCAGGAGUGGCCGUCUCCCUUGGCAUUAUUUUCUUCAUCAUCGCAGUGUCCAUGAAGAAUCCAGUCUUGGACUCCAUCAUCUUCCUCAUUGGCAUUGUUGAAGCCAAUGUGCCUGAGGGCUUCCAGGCCACUGUCACUGUGAUACUGACACUGACAGCAAAACGGAUGGCCAAGAAGAACUGCCUAGUGAAGAACCUGGAGGCAGUAGAGACCCUCGGCUCCACUUCUAUCAUCUGCUCUGACAAGACUGGGACUCUGACUCAAAACAGGAUGACUGUGGCCCAUCUAUGGUUUGACAAUCAGAUCUUCAUGGCUGACACAAGUGAAGACCAUUCAAACCAAACCUUUGACCAAAGCUCUGGAACCUGGGCCUCCUUAUCCAAGAUAAUAACACUGUGUAACCGAGCUGAGUUUAAGCCAGGCCAGGAAAGUGUUCCUAUCAUGAAGAAAAUUGUGAUUGGAGAUGCCUCAGAAACUGCUCUCUUGAAAUUCUCAGAGGUCAUUUUGGGUGAUGUGAUGGAAAUUCGAAAAAGAAACCGCAAAAUAGCUGAAAUCCCCUUUAACUCUACCAACAAAUUUCAGCUCUCCAUCCAUGAGACAGAUGACCCCAAUGACAAACGCUUCCUCAUGGUGAUGAAAGGGGCCCCUGAGAGGAUCUUAGAGAAGUGCAGCACCAUCAUGAUCAACGGCCAAGAGCAGCCCCUGGAUGAAAGCACAGCCGAGGCCUUCUACACAGCAUACACGGAACUUGGAGGCCUGGGCGAGCGCGUGCUGGGUUUCUGUCAUCUCUACCUGCCAGCAGACGAGUUUCCAGAAACCUACUCCUUUGACAUAGACACCGUGAACUUUCCCACCUCCAACCUCUGUUUUGUGGGGCUCUUAUCGAUGAUUGAUCCACCUCGGUCCACUGUGCCUGAUGCAGUUACCAAAUGCCGGAGUGCUGGGAUCAAGGUUAUUAUGGUGACAGGUGAUCAUCCGAUCACAGCUAAAGCUGUUGCCAAGAGCGUAGGUAUCAUUUCAGCAAACAGUGAGACAGUGGAAGACGUUGCGAAACGCCUCAACAUUGCUGUGGAGCAAGUUAACAAAUGGUAA